This is a messenger RNA of Salvelinus fontinalis (brook trout), 2722 nucleotides long. Its product is annotated as V-set and transmembrane domain-containing protein 2-like protein. Bases 612 to 1328 code for a protein of 238 amino acids. NCBI's taxonomy places the organism in Eukaryota, Metazoa, Chordata, Actinopteri, Salmoniformes, Salmonidae. The record is from RefSeq and is a predicted model, not a curated record. The transcript has 4 exons.
CAAUACCACACAGCAUGCAGUCAGACCUGCAAAACCUAAAUACACCAGUCAUAACAUUAUUUUUGAAUCGCAUUAAAACUUGCCUUCGAAUUGAGAUUAGCAACAUGUCGCUGAUGAAGGCAAAGACAUUAAUUAAUCGUCCACCUGUUGAUAUCCAACAGGGUUAAUUGACCAAGUACUUUUGUGGCAUCAAUUGUCAUAAUUUGUUUUUUCGCUUUGCAUCGUGUGUCUUUAUGCUUAUGCAGUUCAGACGGAUAGUUUGUCAAUGAUGGAUGGUUCUACAGCUCUAAGAAUUACGGUCUUGUAAAAGUUUAUUCAAUAAAUCACUCGCUCAGAUCAUUCCGUCUAAUUGAUAUUCCCCAAUGCAAGCCGAGGCACUCCCCUUUUUGUGUGAAGGAAAAUCUCCCUCAGUCGCAUCCAAAGCCGACCAAGCUGAAGAGACAUAUCAGCGACUUGAACUAGCGGGCGGCUGCACCAUCACACAGCUUCAUAUCAGCGACCUGUGCUUUAGUCUCAAACCGUUACAACACGUUAACUGGAUUUAAUUUUGUAAACUUACUACACCUAAUGUGAGAGAGUGGCAAAGAAUACUGGAAUCUCAGAAAAAAGAGAUGGGUGCCUUUGGGGUGAUAGUAGGGACUUUACAUUACAUGGGACUCUACAUCCAACUUACUGCCUCCACAAUGCAAGGUGGACACGCAGAGUUAGUGAACCACAUCUCCGGGAACGCUGUGUUCACAGAAGUUCCCCAUGACAUCACAGCACAGAGUGGUCAGGACGUGGAGAUGGCGUGCUCUUUCCGGGGGGCAGGCCCCUCCUACUCCCUGGAGAUCCAGUGGUGGUACAUCAGAAACCACAGAGACUGGACAGAGAAACAGCCCUGGACCACCAAUCAGGUUGUACCCCAGGAUGAGAUGUCAAAGGAUGCUACCAAAAUAAGUGUGGUGAAGGUUGCCGGGAGCAACAUCUCCCACAAGCUUCGUCUGUCCAGCGUGAAGCCGUCUGACGAGGGCACAUACGAGUGCCGCGUGAUCGACUUCAGCGACACCGACAGCAACGCCCGCCACCACAAGGUGAGGGCCUACCUGCAGGUGGAGUCAGAGAGAAACCAGAACCCGAAGCUGCGCCACCAUGGAGAAAACUUCCAACCCCAGGACACCAAGGGCCUGGCGAGCAGCAGGCACCAGCCGGAGCAUGGCAAGCACUCGCCAGCAGCCCACCACAAACCAACAGGCACUGGCAGGGAGCUGAGGAAGAGGUCUGCUGAGACUGGCAGCGCUACUGACUGUACUGACAGCUGUCCUCUACACCUCACAGCUCACCCAUAGCCUCCUCUGCCUGUUUUGGUCUGGCCUCAGCCCCACACCCCGGGUGGGUAGUUCCAGUCCCGGAGGGCCGCUGCGCAAUGUACCCAGACCUCUGAUUCAUCCCAGCUGAUUGUUCACCCACCCCUACCACUGCUCCAGACACCAAAGGGACUAUAUCUCAGUGCCACCUCAGUCCUAUAUCUCUGACCUCUGCCCUCACACUGUCCCAUCAAAAACAUCCCAAGUCCUCUCCCACCCCUUCUCUUUACCACAACCCUCUAGAUCAGGGGUGGGCAACUUUGAUGGGGAUGGGGGCCACAAAAAAUUGGAACUCAUCAUGAGUAGCCACAGUGUGCGCACCCACAUCCAUACCCACACAUGCAGUCAGAGCCGGCUUUAGUGUUUUUCACCCUAAGCUACAUUUUGUUGGGGGGGCCCCCCCCACCCUGCGAGCAAAACAUUUUAGCGUCCCCCACUCUUAACAAUGGAGAGAAUUUGUUUGUUUUAGAGUUACUUUCCUGCAAUUCUACACAUUUAGCCAUGGGGCGUAGAAAUGAUUUUGCCAUUUUAUAACACAUUUUAUGCAAUUUUACUAAUUUAGCCAUGGGGUGGAGACAAAUAUUAGCAGUGUUUCAGCUAAUUUCCUGCAAUUCUACAGAUUGUGUUCUGACUUAUGCCAUGUUAAUAUAUCUGAGUGAGAGUGACCUAAAAAAUUUAAAAAAAGAUGGGGGGCCAUGAUUACUACAUUUAGAUUGCUGGCUAGACUCAUUUACUAAUCUAAAAAUGUGUAGCUAAUUGAGUGAGUUUCAGUGACUGACAUGAGAUAAAAACUGCUGAUGCACAACCUAACUCAAGUCAAUUCCCCCGAAUUAGUAACUAUUUAUUUAUUUCAAUAAAUUGUUUUGGGUUUGAUCUGCCAGUUGCCCAUCCCUGCUCUAGAUUGUCUACACUGUACAUGUUACUGUAUAUAAUGAUAAAAAGUGCAUGUUUAACAUGUUUUCUUACAAUCUUUUUCAAUCAUCUAAGGGGACGUAUAAGCUGGAAGGGUUACUUGUUGCUUUAUUAAUUUGGGUUUGUUUUCUGAGCAGUUCAUUCGCUGUUUCUCCAUGGUAAGUCCAGAGGGGGGGGGGGGGGGUCUAUGGGUUAAUAUCAGUGGGUCAUGAUUUCCAUCCAACCAGAGCUACACCAAUGUUUAUAAAGUAAAACCUGUUCAUUGUGUUUUGUGCUUUCCCAACAGAUAAUGUUACUGUGAGAAAGACCUGAUGGAUAAUGGAAUUGUUUCUUGCUCUAAACUUUGCUUUGAUGUUUUGUAAGAAAUCAUUGUAAAAAUGUUGUACAUUUUAGAAUGUCUUCUAGGAUGUUGGUCUCGCACAAAAUGUAUGCCUUUAUCAAAUUAAAUAGUGUACAUGAACCUA